Cavia porcellus (domestic guinea pig) is the source of this 841-nucleotide messenger RNA. RefSeq names its product NADH:ubiquinone oxidoreductase core subunit S8 (gene Ndufs8). Gene Ontology annotation, cellular component: membrane. The transcript is spliced from 7 exons. Gene Ontology annotation, biological process: mitochondrial electron transport, NADH to ubiquinone; mitochondrial respiratory chain complex I assembly. The record is from RefSeq and is a predicted model, not a curated record. Gene Ontology annotation, molecular function: 4 iron, 4 sulfur cluster binding; NADH dehydrogenase activity. Bases 148 to 780 code for a protein of 210 amino acids. Lineage: Eukaryota; Metazoa; Chordata; Mammalia; Rodentia; Caviidae.
CAGGACCACCGGCCAAUCAGACCACUCUAUGAAGGACUGCCAAGGAAAAAGCGAAGCCAGCCCACCCAAUAGUGGCGUAACAGAGUUAGGUUCCGCCUCUCGGCCGUCCAGCCCGCUCGGCUAGGGAAGGAGCAAGAGCUCCUCAAGAUGCACUGCCUGACCACGCCCAUACUGCUGCGGGCCCUGGCCCAGGCUGGGCGCACAGGAUAUGUUAGUGGCCGGAGUCUGCACAGCAGUGCCAUGAUAGCAACCUACAAGUACGUGAAUAUGCAGGAGCCUCCAAUGGAUAUGAAGUCAGUGACUGACCGGGCAGCUCGGACUCUACUGUGGACUGAACUCAUCCGAGGCCUGGGCAUGACCCUGAGCUACCUGUUUCGGGAGCCAGCUACCAUCAACUACCCAUUCGAAAAAGGCCCGCUGAGCCCACGCUUCCGAGGGGAGCAUGCUCUGCGCCGUUACCCAUCUGGGGAGGAGCGCUGCAUCGCCUGCAAGCUUUGCGAGGCUAUCUGCCCUGCCCAGGCCAUCACCAUUGAGGCCGAGCCCAGGGCUGAUGGCAGCCGCCGGACCACCCGCUAUGACAUUGACAUGACCAAAUGCAUCUACUGUGGCUUCUGCCAGGAGGCCUGCCCUGUGGAUGCCAUCGUGGAGGGCCCCAACUUUGAGUUCUCCACCGAGACACAUGAGGAGCUGCUAUACAACAAGGAGAAGCUACUGAACAACGGGGACAAGUGGGAGGCCGAGAUCGCCGCCAACAUCCAGGCCGACUACCUCUACCGGUGAUGCGCCCAGCUCCUGCUCGGUGUCCGCAGCCCCAGCUGCCCAAUAAAAGCUCUGAGCCUCA